Arabidopsis arenosa is the source of this 1047-nucleotide messenger RNA. The record is from the annotation of a GenBank genome assembly. Lineage: Eukaryota; Viridiplantae; Streptophyta; Magnoliopsida; Brassicales; Brassicaceae.
AACCUCAGCAGAUUCGAAUUUUAGGGUUUUUUUCACCACCUUAGAUUUCGCGUCGAUGUCGUCCAAUCCUCACAGAGGCGGUGCGGGUGGUUCUCUAUACGGCGGAGCUGAUCCAUAUAGAUCCAGAGAAGGGCUUAGCACUAGAAAUGCUUCAGGUUCAGAGGAAAUUCAGCUGAGGAUUGAUCCUAUGCACUCUGAUCUUGAUGAUGAGAUCAUAGGUCUCCAUGGCCAAGUCAGGCAAUUGAAGAAUAUUGCUCAAGAAAUUGGGUCAGAAGCAAAGUCUCAGAGGGACUUCUUAGAUGAACUGCAAAUGACAUUGAUCAGAGCGCAAGCUGGGGUGAAGAACAACAUAAGGAAACUGAACAUGAGCAUAAUCCGUAGUGGCAACAACCACAUCAUGCAUUUUAUGGUGGUAUCGUCCGUAGAGGAUAAAGUCUCUACACUAUCUUCGGCUUCGUCGCGUUUAUGGAAUCCUGCUGCUUCCAACGGCAAGAUUUGCGUUCCUUCUGCUUCGCUUUCUCUGCGUUCGGGUUCUAGACAAUCUCUGUCGUCUUCUCUCACCUCUUCCGCUUCUUCGCAAUUGCUUCAUUGCUCGUUUCUCUCCUCACCUCUUUCCCUAGCGUCUCCAUUUUCUGGUUUAUCCAUUGCGUUUGAUCUCAGCAGUCAAACUAGUGGACUGAACAGCCAGAGACGCAGAGGCCUUGUGGUGAGAGCUGGAAAAGCUGCUCUGUGUCAAACAAAGAGAAGCAGAUCAAGAAAAUCUCUGGCUAGGACUCAUGGUUUCCGUAGAAGGAUGAGGACCACUAGUGGUAGAGCAACCAUAAAGCGCCGACGUGCCAAGGGACGCUGGAACCUCUGUCCCAAGUCCAACCCUAGCAGCGGCAAACGGGCUUGAAAUUUGUUUCUCUCUUCACUCAAAUCUGUAAUCUUGUUUGAUAUGCUUUUUUAUUCCGCCAGAAGAUACAAUGAGAAACAUGGUUCGUUGAGCUCGUUUCUGUGUUGAACUCUUUUGCAUCCUUGAUUCGUUUAUAAAUCAAUGUUCUUGAA